CUGCUGUCUCAUCAGGCCUAUCUACGCACCCGGCCGAUUAAGAAACCUCCUGGGAAGCAGAACCAGGACCCAAAGGGCUGCCACCUGCCAGCACCGGACGUAUUGAUGGAUCAAAUUUAAAUAACAAGACUUUUUUUCGGGACACAUUUGGAACACUUUCAAUGUCUGUCCGAAUCAGUACUUUUCAAUGCUUUGAUCACAUUGGAUUGUUGCGGUAUUUGGAAGUUUUUUUUUUUUUUUUUUUUUGGGAAUAAAGCUGGUUCGCAUCUAUCUGACGCACAAAGCAAACUCGAGGCGAUCUUUUAAUGCGGAUUAAACAAUAUAUUUUGGGACGAAAAGGCAAUCGCUGACUGUCUUCCACCGCCUCAUUUUCAUCUUUUGGAUAGCUGCCAUCAGCGUGCGAAGACAACUAGGGCUCAAUCCACCGCAAGAAGAGAGAGAGCCACUGUCCCAGCCAGGAAAGCCGGCGUUCCAGCCGCGCGCACCCUGCCGGCCGAGGACCGCGGGCCUCCGGAGCCUCCAUAAAUGCUCGGUCCGUCGCAGAGGCUCCAGGCUGGGCAGCAAGAUGAGCUCCACCGUGCAGCUGCUUCUGGUGUUGCUGGCGACGUGCGUGCCAAUUGGCGCGGCCGAGGGCGAUCCACUUCCUGCAGCCCUGGUGGAGCUGGUUAGAAACAGUCCCAUCUCCUCCAUCGAUGACCUUCAGCUGCUUCUGCUCACUGAUUCCGUAGAUGAAGAUGAGGAAGAAAAUUCAGCAGCAAAUGGGAGUCACAGACUACCAAGGAGCCUGGAUGCUCAGCCAGCCCAGCAGGCUGUGUGUAAAGUUCGCACAGAGGUGGUGGAGGUCACCAGGGCCAUGUUAGACCGGAGCAAUGCCAACUUCCUGCUGUGGCCGCCGUGCGUUGAGGUGCAGCGCUGCUCGGGUUGUUGUAACACCAAAAGUCUGCAGUGCGUUCCUGUUGUCACACACACCAGAUACCUGCAGGUCAUGAAGAUCGAAUACAUCAAUAAAAGACCCACGUAUGCCAAAGCUGUGGUGUCGGUGGUGGACCACGUCGAGUGCCGAUGUCAGCCUUCUCCACGACAGCCUGUGCCGAGGAGAAAAUCAUCUCGCCGGCAUCACGGCCACAAGGACCAUCAUCGCAACCAGACGCUCAGCCAAGGACGUGGACAGGUCAAGGUUCACACCAAGGAUGAACUCCAUCAGUGGGAUGAGCUGAAACAGAACCAGGGUUCCCUCCUGGUGGAUCUCCUGGAGCAACACUGGAGCCCCAGAGGAGACACGUUUACUCGGCCAGGCGAACGCUACAGUCUGGUUGGAGAGGAAACUUCUCUACCCGAAGAGGCUGUUCUCAUUGGUUCACACUGGUCACAUAACUCUACUCGGUUCCUUGAGACUAAAACCCAAACUGAGAAUAAAGAGACCAAAGAAAGACUGUCAGACGGAAACAAGACUCUUUCUUCAGUGGAUCAUGUUGGCAUGGAUAAAACCUCUGAAGAUGGUAAGGGCCUCCUCAAUGCCGAGGGAAGGAUUGUUGAGGUACCAAAGACCAGGAAUGAAGGUACACAGAUACACAGUCCAUCGGAAAAAUCUACUUUUCCGAUCCCUGUGACACAGAAACCUCAAACUAAGUGGAGUCCAUUUGAGGAAAUCACUGGCAGGUUUGGGAAUAGGUUUAAACCCACCAAAGAACCCAACCCGGAGCCUCGGGAACAGACUAGGCAGCGAGACAACAAGACUCCAGAGGAGGUGAGAAUUCUGCAGAUUGCGGAGAAAAGGUUAGAAGAGGAGAGGAAAGAGCUGCUCCUGCUGCACAAGAGGUUGGACCAAGAGAAGGAGAUGCUAAAACAACAGCAGAAGAAACGAGAAGACGAGCAGCGCAACCUACGUAAUAGACAUCGUCUUCUGCAAACGACGACGACACAGUGGCCAGAGACAACCACCACCACCAAACAGCCGUCAGUUCCAAUCGGGCCCAGACCUCCAGGACAUCCCAAGAGGAGAAUGAGGAAGAAUCGGAAACGUAUAAGCAAGGCUGCUAUGAGAGCAAUGCUAAUGUAAAACAUUUCAAUUCCAGGAGCACAAGGUGAACUUGGAAUAUGGAUAAUCCGGGUCUAAAAAGUAUUCAACCUACUGUUUGAAGAAGCCAUAACUACACCUGGAUGGGGCACAAAGGGAAGAAAGAAACAGAAAAAAAAAAAAAACAAACGUUUCAACAAAUCUUGGACGUGACACCCAUAGACUUGUGCCAAAUUUCCUGAACAGAACUGUGGAAAUCAGUACAACUUCUCAACACUGAUGCUUGUUUUAAAAUCAGAGGAGAGAAACUGCACUUCUAUGUUGACAAAAAUAUAGUUAUAGGAUGAAAAAAGUCCCUUUUUGAAAGACUGUUGGGAAAAGGGAGCCUUCCAAAUGCAGCAGUGCGCUCUACGAUUCAGAUGACUAAGAUAAUGUUGAAUUACCAAUGAAAAGAGCGAAGACUUCUCUACCGUAUUUAAUUCCAUCCAACCCAUUGCGAACACUGGAAAUAAACCCGUGAGAUUGGCAUGACAAAUCAAAACAAAAGGUGGACAGGUGAUGAUGCAACACUUGCGGCCUUUCUGCUUCCUACAUUAUUAUUUAUUUACCAUAACUACUACUAAGGGUUAACCUUCUUCACCAGUACUGAAAACAAUAUAUAACAAUGUCAUGCAAGUCAGGGUUCUAAUUGAACGUGUUACUUUUUUAUUUGUAUUUCUUGUUUUUCUACCAAAGGUCAAACCUUCAGUGAAUUGUGGCGUUGAGUUUGUAUGUCAAGUGCAUGUUUGCUUUGCAAGUUUGCUCACUGUGUGUUCCUUUUAUUUCAAACAGACAACACUACCUUCACGGGUAGUUUUUUCUUUUUUUUUUUGGUUGAACCAAUCACAUUCCUUAAUUAACAGAGGUUAAUGUAUACAUAUGUAUAUACACAAGAAAAAAACAACAACCAAACAUACACAGAACGUGAUUGCAAAGUCAGGUAGUGUUAUUUAGAACAUGUUCAUGAAAAACACUGUUGGGCUUAUUCUUUGCUUAACACAUUGGCUGCCAUUGACAUGUCUAGUCAUCCAAUCAAGUGCUAGACAUCCAAUCAAUUUGAAGUGGGAGUUCUAGUAGCGCUGCUACUCCACUGCUUCAAAUAGUUUGGACGUCUAGCAGUGAUAAACUCAUUUAAAGAGAUUUAAUUCAAUUUUUAAGAAGCACAUGAUUGGACGAGUUUCACCGUCAAUGGCAGUGAAAGAGUUAAAAAGCCGUAAUCAGAAUAUUAAGUUAUUGAAAAGCGCGUAUGUUCGACUUGUCAACUCACAAUUGUUUUUGUUUUGUUCCUCUU
Molecule: messenger RNA, 3347 nt
Organism: Corythoichthys intestinalis (scribbled pipefish)
Lineage: Eukaryota; Metazoa; Chordata; Actinopteri; Syngnathiformes; Syngnathidae
Gene: pdgfbb
Product: platelet-derived growth factor beta polypeptide b
Exons: 8
Coding region: 566-2059 (497 amino acids)
Biological process (GO): positive regulation of ERK1 and ERK2 cascade; positive regulation of phosphatidylinositol 3-kinase/protein kinase B signal transduction; positive regulation of cell population proliferation
Cellular component (GO): membrane
Molecular function (GO): platelet-derived growth factor receptor binding; growth factor activity
Source: RefSeq, a predicted model, not a curated record